Patiria miniata (bat star) is the source of this 2299-nucleotide messenger RNA. RefSeq lists its product as uncharacterized. NCBI's taxonomy places the organism in Eukaryota, Metazoa, Echinodermata, Asteroidea, Valvatida, Asterinidae. The transcript is spliced from 4 exons. Bases 113 to 901 code for a protein of 262 amino acids. The record is from RefSeq and is a predicted model, not a curated record. Gene Ontology annotation, molecular function: protein binding.
UGCAAUAUUUUUACAGUCGUACGUGUAUAGCGAUCUUUGGCGUUUCCCGGCGGUAUCUGUACUUAGACACGUGGACUACGGCCUUUUGUUGAAGAAAAGAACAAGUGGAGCUAUGGAUGCCAUGCAACUACUUCUUCCAGUCGCCAUCUUGCUCAUUUCCUGUGCUUCUAUGGGCGUCAAGGCUGGGAAAAAGCCCGUCAUUUACAAGAAAUGGCCUGCCUGCAAGAGAGGCAGUGACUUCGUCUACAUAGUGAAGUCCGACCGUGUACCAGGCGAGGUUCACGAACGAACCAACAGGAAUGGCAAGACCAUUUGGUACAUAUGCCUGCCUUGCACGCAAUGUGCAUCAGGCGUUCGUCAGCUUCACCCCUGCUCGACUUACAACGACACCAAAUGUUCGGCCACUGAGUGUGCCGUACCUGGAUGCGUUCUAGACGAGAUGUUUCACGCCUGUAGACUGCCAGGCGACCCUAACGACUUUGCCAGUACCGCCGCCAUGAUGGACCCGUGCGACCCCACCAAAGCCCCGGUCAACCCGACUCCGAUCCCGUCAGAAGGAGACCUUUCUAACGGAGACCUUUCUAACGGACCACCUCAUCAUAUACAGUUGAAGAACUCCAGCUCAUCGCUAUCCAAGAAGGAUAAGAACGAAGCUGGUGACGCACAGAAUGGUCCCAACAAGCCGAAUUCGGCCUACUCGUCGGGGCGGAGGGACGGCUACGGAUGGGGAACAUUGGAGGUGGUACUUAUUGUGGUCUUACUAAGUGUGGUCUUAAUCAUGUCAAGCGUGAUUGGGGUGAUGGUUUUCAUCUUUUGUCGUAGGUCCGAAGGGAAAGCUCAAAGUGGGCGGGGCACUAGCAGCUCGAAUGAGGGGAGGACAACUGGGGAGACGGCCAUCUAGCAUUAGGUUAUCCCACCUCAGUUGAGGUAGGGUGCGCGUUGCAUCCUGGGACAGGUUGCGCAACGAAUGGGAUUGUGUGUAGCGCAGCCUGUCCCAUGCAGUGCAACGCAUACCUCCGCUGCACAUUUCCGGUCCGGCACCUAUCCGUAAGUGUCCGGUCCAUGAUCUAGAGUUGCGUAUCAAUAUGACAUCCCAUCAUGCUCUAUUAAACAUAAUAUCCGAGUUACCGCAGUGUUCAAUGAAUGGGAGGUUUGCGGUAACACCUUGUGAAUGAUAUCUCGUAGUGAGUUGUGUGGUUCUGAGAAGAACCAGUUGGUUUAACUCGACGUUUUCGAACAGUUUGCUAUGUUCGUCAUUGGAUACUCUCCGAUAAAAUCAGUCUCGACGACCAAAGAAUACUGUUCGAAACGUCGAGUCAAACCAACUGGUUCUUUCUCAUAACGACACAAUUCACUUGUUGCCAUUUGGCGAAGUAUCUAUACAAUAGCUAGCACAGUACUUCCGCCAUUGAAGGGGGGGGGGUGUCUUCGGAAGGGAAUUAACGCGGCGGGCCCGGAUUGGCCUUUACACUUAAAAGUCACGCAAUGUAUAUAACCGCCAAACAAUGCAAUGUUUUGUACAUAAUUAUUAAGAGGCAUGGGAAAUGUAUAUUUAUCUGAAACAGUAUAUUGCUCUAUUAAUCUAAUUUAUUAAGACACGAAAAUAAAUAUUUUGAAACUAUUUAAUUGACAGUCGCUUGUAAAAUUGUAUAUAGGCCAAGAUAAUGUCAGCAUUUUUUCAUGUAACCAAAGCUACUGUAUGUGCAAAAAGCGAUGUUCUAUUCAGUGUCAGUAAUGAACUCAGUAAAAGUAUUCAUGAUCAAGGCUGAGGCGUAAUAAUGACGUCACACUCUCUUCACCGCGUUGCAUCCUGGGAGCCAGCUUGGGAUUGUAGUGUGUACAUUUGGAUAGUGAUGUUUCUUUCAGUGAAGCUCACGAGUUUAUAAUCUUGCCAAUCAAAAGCAACAACGUUGAAUUUAUUCCAGCAAAUGGGACUUCUCCAUUUAAAUUUUGCGAAUCCAACAUCUUCCUAUUUUGACCCAUUUAUGGAUAGAUAAGAAGUGUGCGCAGGCAGAAAGCAUUUGUGUUGCGUUGCAUUAAAAAGGAUAUUUUUUGUAUAUACAUAUCUCGCAGCGCAAACUGUCCCACAAUGCAACGCAAUAUAUUCUUGCACUGACAUUUCUGGUCAAGCGGCUCGGACACACCUACCUCCCAGCAUCCAACGCGGUCAUUAAAGUAUGACGUCAUUACGUGCCAGUACCAUUAAUUUUGUGCUGCUUAAAUUUUGCUUUACAUAAUUAUAUUGCACCGAACGCUGUUGUAUAUAAGGCCAAAAAAAAAGUCUCUGGUUUCUGGUAUG